Rotaria sordida is the source of this 372-nucleotide messenger RNA. Lineage: Eukaryota; Metazoa; Rotifera; Eurotatoria; Philodinida; Philodinidae. The record is from the annotation of a GenBank genome assembly.
AUGCAAAGUGGUGAGAAUAAUUUAUCAUAUGAAUUAAUUACAAAUUCACCAACAAGAAUACGAAACAAAAAAAUAAACGAUAUUUCAUUUAUGCAAGAAAUGGAAACGAAUUCUAUGGAAACCAGACAAUUACAUUCAAGUCAAAAAGAAGCAAUGAAGAAAAUAACCGAAUUCUCAGGUGAAUCGAAUGAACUUAGUAUUGAUGAUUGGCUAUUUGAUUUAACCAAUUUAUUUUCAUUAAUGAAAUUAAAAGAUGAAACAAAAAUUCUUGAAACAAUGGGCAAAUUAACAGGACCAGCAUUACGAUGGUUUCAAGAAAAUUUAAAGCCAUUCACCAAUUGGAAUGAUGCUGAAAAAGCAUUUCAAGAUUGA